AUGCAUUCUGCCAUCUUUGCUCUCGUCGCCAUCUCUGGCCUCGCCGCUUCUACCCCCAACCCCAAAACUACAGAGUGUCAGGGUCUCGGUCCCGAUCUGGCCCAGUACUACGUCUGUGGUAACAAUGGCUUCCGCGGUUACUGCUCUGUAGACCCUUGUGACAAGAAGUGGUGCCGCGACUUCGUUCCCAAGACUUGCGAUCUUGUUUUCAUCACUGAGCCUGAGCCUCCUGUUGUUGCCAACCCUGUUGACGGUCAUGAGCACGAGUGGGAGGCUGAGACCACCACAACCGAGCCUACCACUGAAGCCACUCCCUCGUCUUCUGAUGACACUGUUUGCGCUCCCGGCACUGGUUUCUUCCAAUCUUGCUCCAACGGUUUCAGAGGCUGCUGCAAGUCUGAUGCCUGUUCCAACUCUGAGGGUGUCUGCCCUGAUACCGUCAAGCGAUCUGAUCCCACCGUCUGCGCUCCCGGUACUGGUUUCUUCCAGUCUUGUUCAAACGGCUUCCGCGGAUGCUGCAAGACUGACGCUUGCUCCAACAGCGCUGGUAUCUGCCCUCCCGUCGCCAAACGCUCCGACCCUACUGUCUGCCCUCCUGGAACCGGCUUCUUCCAAUCUUGCUCUAACGGUUUCCGUGGUUGCUGCAAGGGCGAUGCCUGUGGUCAGAAGGAGCCUAUCUGCCCCACCACUGUGAACAAGCGAUCUGACCCUACUGUCUGCCCUCCCGGCACCGGUUUCUUCCAGUCCUGCAGCAAUGGUUUCCGUGGCUGCUGCAAGACUGACGCCUGCAGCCAGAAGCAGCCCAUCUGCCCUCCCGCUGUUGCCAAGCGCUCCGAUGACACCGUUUGCCCUCCCAACACUGGUUUCUUCCAGUCCUGCUCCAACGGCUUCCGCGGCUGCUGCAAGGGCGAUGCCUGCGGCAACACCUGGUGCCCCGACUACAAGACCGGUACCUACCAGCCCGCCCAGAGCCUCGAGGUCAAGACCCGCUCUUCUGGUACUUGUGCUCCCGGCACCGGCUUCUUCCAGGUUUGCGCCAACGGCUUCAAGGGAUGCUGCAAGAAGGACGCCUGCAGCUCCAAGCGCCCUGUCUGCCCCAAGUAA
Fusarium coffeatum is the source of this 1104-nucleotide messenger RNA. RefSeq lists its product as uncharacterized. Lineage: Eukaryota; Fungi; Ascomycota; Sordariomycetes; Hypocreales; Nectriaceae. The record is from RefSeq and is a predicted model, not a curated record. The coding region runs from base 1 to 1104 and encodes 367 amino acids. The transcript has a single exon.